Molecule: messenger RNA, 1401 nt
Organism: Helianthus annuus (common sunflower)
Lineage: Eukaryota; Viridiplantae; Streptophyta; Magnoliopsida; Asterales; Asteraceae
Product: zinc finger MYM-type protein 1-like
Exons: 3
Coding region: 1-1401 (466 amino acids)
Source: RefSeq, a predicted model, not a curated record
AUGGGAAAGACGAAAACUAUUCAUUCUUUUUUCAAAAGAAAGGAUGAUGAACAAGAGAGUAAACGUCAAAAAACUUCAACUAGUGAGCCUGAAGAGCAUGAAGCGCCACCACCACCACAAUCAAACACAAUUCCAAACGAAGCUCCACCACCACAAUCAAACUCAAAUGAAGCUCCACAACCACAAUCCGACACUAAUGAAGUGGAUGUUAAUCUUAUAGAAAGAGAUCCCGGUAAACGAAAACCAAUGUGGGAGCAUCCGGUUAAUUUAAGAGAACAAGUAAGGCGUGCUUAUCUUUCUUUUGGACCUUACCAAAUAGAACUUGCAGAAUAUAAAGUUAAUGGUACAAAGAAGCAAGCUCGUAGGUUCCGAUAUCCUUGGUUCAAACUUUACCCUAAUUGGUUAGAGUAUUCUCCAACAACACAUUCGGCUUAUUGCUUUCUAUGUUAUCUUUUUUGUGACAAACCAAAUAUGAGCCAUGGUCAUGAUACAUUUACAGUUAAAGGGUUUGAUAAUUGGAAUAAAGUUUGUGGGAAACAAUGUGCAUUCAUGAAGCACAUUAAAACUUCAAAUCAUAGAGACGCCCUUUUAUUCAGUCAAAACUUAUUGAACCAAGAAGCACACGUUGAUAAUUCCAUAUCGAAGCCAAAUAAGGAGAUAAUUAUGAAGAACCGUUUACGAUUAAAGACUACUGUUGAUGUAGUUCGUUGGUUGACAUACCAAGCCUGUGCUUUACGAGGACAUGAUGAAUCUGCUAGUUCUAAAAAUCGAGGUAAUUUUCUGGAAUUGCUAACACUUCUUGCUUCUUAUAAUGAUGAAGUUUCAAAGGUUAUACUAGAGAAUGCUCCUUAUAAUGCAAAGUAUACUUCUGGAGAUAUUCAAAAAGAAAUUCUUAGUAUUAUUGCAAAUAAAAUUCGAAAGCAUAUUCGUAGUGAAGUGGGGGAUUCGGCCUUUUGUGUCAUGGUUGAUGAGUCACGAGAUGAGUCAAAGAAAGAACAAAUGGCCAUAGUUGUGAGAUUUGUUGAUGAAGAAGGGAUGAUACAAGAAAGGUUCUUGGAUUUGGUUCAUGUUAGGGAUACUUUAUCAGCAACCCUAAAAACAAGUUUGUGGAAACAACUUUUGCAUUAUCAAUUUGAUGUUAGUAAAAUUCGUGGGCAAGGUUAUGACGGUGCUAGCAAUAUGAGAGGGAAAUGGAACGGAUUACAAGCACUUGUUCUUGAAGAAUGUCCUUAUGCGUAUUACGUUCAUUGCUUUGCUCACAGGUUACAACUUGCCUUGGUUUGUGCUUCAAGGGAAGUUAUUCCAGUACACCAAUUCUUUACAUACUUAGUUGACAUAGUUAAUGUGGUUUGUGCUUCUAGUAAGCGGCAUGAUGAAUUACAAAAGGCAAAGACUCACUAA